UGUUGUUGGCAGCGAGCUGGGCGUCCGAGAUGAUUAUAUCAAAUAAAAUAUAAAAAAAUUCACUGCAACUAAAACGCCAGACCCGACAAAUUACAAUUCACAUCGUAUCCACACAUCAGCUAAGGAGGAACCCGCGCCUUUUCCUCGUUGAUAAGUAGCUUUUGGAGAAAAACAUCUGCCAGGAUUUGCGCAGGAAAACAGCGAACUACAAGCGAGCAACGAUGAUCUGUAUUUACCAUCAGCACAAAAAAGGGAAACAAUACGUUUCGAGGAGAGCUCAGUGGCAAUAGAGGAUGAAAUGAGAAAGGAGUAUACUGCUUGAACUUGUUAUGCAACCUCAAUCACUGGACUGAUAUUUUGUAUGUUUCUCUUACAAUUGAUUCGGGGUUCGUAAGACUUCUUAAUCGCUGAAUUUAUGCAACAUUUGCAUCUAAAGGUCACGAUUUGUGUAUCAAUUGUCAACGCAGAUUAAUAGUAGAUCCUGGAGUUCGUGGUUUAUUUUUAGGGAAAGGGCCAACGCUUUGUGUGCCGAUGCCAACGGCAGAUUGCAGGUUGCUCCAUCAUGGUCGGAUCAUGAAGUGUCUGACUUUUUUACUCUUACUUCCAGAAACACUGAAAAAGUCUAAAACGACUGGGAAACACAAAGGCAGGUUACCAGUAUGCUAUGAGAUUCUAACCCUGUCCUUGAAGAAGAAGAUGGCUGCAGAACUGUACCCUGCGACCAACAACGGUACUACGGUGACCGGCACUGACAAGAAAAGCAAUGUGCAGGUCACCCAGUCAACAACCACUGCAACAACACCGACCACCCAGCAAAACAUAAACAACAACAACGUCGAACCUCCGAGCUGGCAGUCCUCGCACCCCACGCUACGGGAGAGGAACGCCUUGAUGUUCAACAAUGAACUCAUGGCCGAUAUCCAUUUCAUUGUUGGUCCCUUCGGGGAAUCUAAGAAAGUGCCAGCGCACAAGUAUGUGCUGGCAGUGGGUAGCUCGGUCUUCUGUGCCAUGUUUUACGGGGAUCUUGCAGAGGAGUCGCCCGAAAUCCAUAUCCCAGAUGUAGAACCUGCUGCUUUUCUAAUUCUGCUGAAGUACAUGUACAGUGAUGCAAUAGACCUGGAGGCUGACACCGUGCUGGCCACCCUGUACGCUGCCAAGAAGUACAUUGUACCCGCCCUGGCCAAGGCCUGCGUCAGCUUCCUGGAGACUAGCCUGGAGGCCAAGAACGCCUGUGUGCUGUUGUCCCAGAGCCGUCUGUUUGAGGAGCCUGAGCUGACGCGGCGCUGCUGGGAGGUGAUUGAUGCGCAGGCAGAGCUGGCCCUGGGCGCAGAGGGCUUCUGUGAGAUUGACCUGCAGACCCUGGAGAUCAUCCUGCAGAGAGAGACCCUCAACACCAAGGAGGUGGUGGUCUUUGAUGCUGUCAUGAGUUGGGCCACAGCAGAGUGUAAGAGGCAAGGACUGGGAGAAACCACCCGCAACAAGAGAUCUGUCCUGGGCAAGGCGCUCUACCUGGUGCGCAUCCCCACUAUGACCCUGGAAGAGUUCGCUGAUGGGGCAGCCCAGUCAGACAUCCUGACACUGGAGGAGACGCAUGACGUCUUCCUGUGGUACACAGCGGCCACCAAGCCCAAAUUGGACUUCCCACUGGCACAGAGGCAGGGCCUGGCACCCCAGAAGUGCCACCGCUUCCAGUCGUCAGCCUACCGGAGCAACCAGUGGCGCUACAGGGGCCGCUGUGACAGCAUCCAGUUCGCAGUGGACAAGCGGAUCUUUAUUGCUGGACUGGGCCUGUACGGGUCAAGUGGUGGGAAGGCAGAGUACAGCGUCAAGAUUGAACUGAAGCGUCAACGGGUGACCCUAGCACAGAACCUGACCAAGUUUGUAUCGGACGGAUCAAGCAGUACAUUUUCUGUAUGGUUUGAAAACCCGGUUCAGGUGGAGCAGGAUGUCUUCUAUACGGUGAGUGCCGUGCUGGACGGGAAUGAGUUGAGCUAUUUCGGCCAGGAGGGCAUGACAGAGGUACAGUGUGGAAAAGUGACAUUUCAGUUCCAGUGCUCCUCAGACAGUACCAACGGGACUGGGGUGCAGGGGGGACAGAUCCCAGAGCUGGUAUUCUAUGCAUAAACUCAACUGGUCAUAACAGACAAGUAGAGGACAUAUGGACUGUACAUCCAUGUGUUUAAGCCUUCUAAAUAAUGUAGCAUUAAGACACUACGGUAUGUCACUAAACAAAAUACUAUUUUUAAGUGAAGGAAUGCUGUUAUUUAUUUUAAACGUAUUUUAAUUAUUAACUGCAUAAAGCAGUCCCUUGUAAAAAGUCGUAUUGCACUUGUGGACAGCCUCUGCAAUGUUUUUUUUUGUACAUAAAGUACAGUUAUAUGGUUUGCAGCUUGAUGCUGAUCAAUCCUGAUGUUCUGUGCGAGAGCUUAUGAACCUGCAGAAAAUCAUAAAAGUUAUGCGAGAUAAGCCA
Molecule: messenger RNA, 2470 nt
Organism: Oncorhynchus masou masou (cherry salmon)
Lineage: Eukaryota; Metazoa; Chordata; Actinopteri; Salmoniformes; Salmonidae
Product: BTB/POZ domain-containing protein 6-B-like
Exons: 4
Coding region: 532-2124 (530 amino acids)
Biological process (GO): neurogenesis
Cellular component (GO): cytosol
Molecular function (GO): protein binding
Source: RefSeq, a predicted model, not a curated record